AUGCUCACAGAUUGGUUAGAGUCCGAAAAGGUUCAUUACGCUGCGCAGCUCGAAAGGUUCUGCAUAGUCAUCAGGGAUGAAGGAUUGGUUUGCCUGGUUCGGUUACAAUCGAGCAUUCCAUUCUUGGAUCGUGUAUGGGAAGUGGAGCCGUCGGAUGUGGUGGAUAUUCUGGAGGCGGCGGCAGGAGGUGACGUGGACGAUGUGGAACUGCUGGCAGAAGAAGCAGGCAGAUGCAAGGUGGUACUCAUCACAUCGAGCAACUGA
Messenger RNA from Haemonchus placei, 264 nucleotides. The record is from the annotation of a GenBank genome assembly. Lineage: Eukaryota; Metazoa; Nematoda; Chromadorea; Rhabditida; Trichostrongylidae.